AUGGACACUUUGUUCAGCAAUCUCAACACCAAGUAUGAUGCUGUUGCCACUCAUGUGAAGAAACUAGAGACUCAAGUCACUCAAACUAUGGAAGCUGUUAAGAGACAGGAAGCUGAAUCCAAGAAGUCCUUUUGCAACUCAGCCGCCAUAGAAGAAAGAUUUGAAGACCAAGUUCCAGAAUGGAUGCUUUCAAAACCUACUGUUGAUUGCAUGAUUUGGCCUGAAGAGAAUUACCCAGAGAGAGAGUCCAAUCGAGCUAGAAAGAGAAGACUCUUCCCAAAGAUUAUCCCCAAGACAGAUAACUCAGGAAAGUUUGUGUGCCUUGUAUCAUCAAAGAUUGUGGAAAUGAGAGAGAGUAGCCAUAGACCUCUCAUAUUUGGAACCCCUUUCCUGUCUACUGUGGGUGCCAUAUUUGAUUUCCCCAAUCAAAGAAUCUCUUUCAACAAGGUGAACAAGGGUAUGUUCUUCCCUAUGUGUUCAACAAAGAACUCUUUUGUUGACAUGGUCCAAGAGGAGAAAGCUACUUUGAAGCCACCCCAAGAAGGAGAAACUGAAGAAACAAUCAAGGAAGAUCCCAUUCCUAAGCCCAAGCAGCUUGCCAAACAAGCAAGGAGUAAGACUAAGGCCCCUACACCAAAACCGCCCAAGGGAUCAACCAAGAUUGAAGAUGAGGCCAAGCCAAGAAGGAAGGUUAGAAAGCCUAGGUCUGGCCGCAACAUGAAGCUUCUAUUCCCAAAGGAGCUUAUUGAUGAGAAUCUAGAAGGAUUCAAGGAGAAAGUGACAAGAACUCUAAAGCUUUUUCCUAAGGCAGUAGUGCCAAGGGACAUUCAUGGAGAGAUUGUCUAUCCAGCUGUGAAUCACCCACCAGAUACUCAUUGCAAGGAGAAAAGACUUGGAGGAUCAAGCCUUACAGUCAAGCUAAAGACUUAA
This is a messenger RNA of Microthlaspi erraticum, 930 nucleotides long. The record is from the annotation of a GenBank genome assembly. Lineage: Eukaryota; Viridiplantae; Streptophyta; Magnoliopsida; Brassicales; Brassicaceae.